AUGUUAACAGAUAUUGUAAAAAUGAACAAUAUCAAGGAACCAGAGAGCAUACAGAGGUGUAAUACAAGCAUAAGAAAUUUACAAACAGAAAAAAUAAAUAAUUAUAAUAAUAAAGAUAAUGUCUUUAAUAAAAAUGACAAAAAAACUUAUAACAUGGCACAUAAUGAUCAUGAUGCAAAUUAUUCUAACAGUUCAGAUAAAGAAUUAAUGAAUAAAAAAUAUUCUAAUUUAAAACUUUUAACACAAACUAUUAAUACUCAUUCACAUCAAGGAACUGAUAGCAAUAAUAUUUAUGAUGAUUUUUCAAAUUUGAAUAUUGAACAAGGAAUCCAUAAUAUAUCAAAUAAUAACAUAAAAUUUGAAAAACGAGAAGAUAGAGAAAAUAAUUUAUUUAUUUACGAAAAUGAUGAAAACAAUAUGAAUAAUUUAAUUAAUAAUUAUAAUAAUAAGGAUAGCAAAAUAUUAGAAACCGUUAAAGACAGAUCAUCUGAUAAUAUAUUAUCUUCUUCUAAUGAUAUAAAACAAAUUCAAGAAUUUAAUAAUUCUAAUAAUUUUUUAUGUUUUCCUCAAAAAUUAUAUGCUAAAGAGGAUGACAUCGACGCUGAGUUUGACUCUUUUAAAAUCAGCGGUGUCUCUCUUUUGAAUUUAGAUGAAUGCCCAAAUAAUAAAAACAUUUUCAACGAUUCUAAUAUAGACAACAAUAAUAAUAACAAUGAUGUCGAUACAAUUAUUAGCUGCCUCAAUGCAAAAACUUUAAAUAUAAAUAAUUCAAAAGAUGAAUAUAUGAAUGAUUAUGCAUAUGUAUUUCAAAAUUACAAAUAUGGAAAUGAUAACAUAGAUAUUAUUAAUGUUGGAAAUAACAACAUUUCGUCUUGUGAUAUUGUUAAUAAAGGAGAUAAUCAAAAUUCUCAAAAUGAUAAAAUCACUAACAAUUCCAUAUUUAGUGAAAUGGAAAAAUAUUUGAGAACCCCUCGAAAUGAAAAUAAUAUAUCUAGCAAAAUGCUCGAGGAAUAUUUAAAUUAUGGUUUUAAUAAUAUUAAAGAACAGAAACAAUCUGAAUUAGAUAAUUAUGUUAACUCGAAUAAAGAAAUUAGUACUAAUGAAAUAAACAAUAAUAAUAAUGACAAAAAUGUAAAAGAUUGCAUAGAAAACAAUAGUAAUGCCCAUACAUCAGAUGAUCAUGUUAAAUCAAACGAAAGUGUUCAUAAAAUAAGACCCGAUAUAAAUAAUAAAGAUAAUAAUUAUGUAAACUUAAGUGAUAAAGAUAAAAUAUUGUCAUUUUUAGAAAAUGAUGAUACUAUCAUAUUAAGUAAUAAUAGUAACCAAAAUAAAGAGAUGGAUAAUAAAUCAAAUGAUAUAAUAAAAGAAAAUAAAGACAACAAUUUGAAUGAAAUAAAUUGUCUUGAAUUGUCAUUAAAUAAUGCAAUACAUAAUAAUAUAAACACAAAAGAUUUUCAAACUAAACAAAAUCUUAUCUAUAAUAAAAAUUCAUUAGAUAAUCCAUAUUUUGAUUUUGAUAAUGAAUACAAUAAUUAUUUUAAUAAAGAUGAUAUUGAUGAUAUAAAAAAUAAUAUUGAAAAUCUAUAUUAUAAACGAACUAAUGUAAAAAAUGACAAUGACAGUAAUAGCGGAACUACUAAUGUCAGUGCCAACGGUAGUAAUAAUAUUAAUAAAUGUAAUGUUUCCGUGAAACCGAUUUUAUUAGAUAAAAAAAAUAUAGAUGCAGAUGGUAUUGGUUAUGAAAACUUGGGUGAUGAUAUUAUUGAUGACAAUUUUAGCAUCUUUUCGAAUCGUGACAUUUUAAAUUACGAUGUUGAUUGUCUUGGAAAUAAUAAUGCCGCUAUUUCGAAUGGUAUUAACGGUAUUAGCAAUGAUAUUAGCAACGAUAUUAACAACAAUAAGAAUCGAAAUCAAAACAGUGUUCCAAACAGCGAUAUUACUAAUUUCAGUGAUACAUGUGAAGGGAAUUGCAUAAAGGAUAUUAUUCAUAAUACUCAAAAAUAUAGCAAUAUAAAUGAAAAAAAUUAUAUAAUGAAUUAUAUAGAAGAUACGGGAAAUAAAUCAAAUAUAAACUUGAGUGAUAAUAAUAUGAUAAGUGAACAUGAAAAAAAUGAAUUUUUUAUGAAAUAUAUAAAACAAUUUUUGGACGACAACUAUUUGAAAGAUACCCAAAAUAAGAAAAGUAAUAAUAACCAUAAUUCCAAUAUAAAUAACUAUACCAAUUUUGAACACAUUGAUAAUCCACUUUUACAAAAUAAUGAAACUGGGAACAUUAAUUUAGUUUUAAAAAAUAAAGAUGUAACAACAUUAAAUGGUACAUCUAUAAAUGGAUAUUUAAAUAGAAAUAUUUAUUCAGAAAAAAAAAAUAUGGCUGAUAUCGGUGAUAUUGUAAAUUACAAUUGGGAUGAAAUAAAAAUAAAUGGGGCACAUCACAGUAGUGGCAAUGAUCUCAAAAAUUUUAUUGAAGGCCAUAGAAAUGAAAUGAUUAACAAUACUAAUGAGGCUACGAAUAUGGAAAGCAUUCGAAAUACGAAAGAGUUUAAUGAAAGCAAUAAUAAUAAUAAUUCUAUAAAUUUGUCUGAUUUUGAUGAUAUAAGUUCAUGUAUGAAAAAAAGAGAUCAAUUUGAUUAUCACAAUAUUCAGGCAACAUUGAAUGAAAUUAUCACAGAUCAAAAUAUUUACGACAAUCAAAAAGGAAACAAAAAUACAGUUAAUGAAAUGAACACUGGAAAUACAUAUACUAAUGGGAAUAAUGGUAAUUUUAGUUAUCAUAAUACUAACUUUAAAACUUACAACAAUAAUAGCAAUAUUAAUACUGCAUCUAUGUGUGCAAACAGAAUCAGUGAAGCUAAUAAUUUCAAUAAUAAUAGCCGAAAUUGUAUUAAUAGUAAUAAUAUAAGAGAAAACAAUAUUUCCAACAAAAUAAAUAAUAUUAAUUCAUUUUUAUUAAACGAUAAUGGGAGAAAAAGUGAACCAUUUGAUGAGAAAAAAUAUGAAUGCCCAAUAAACAAUGAGGAUUCAGAAAUGUAUUCACAUGAUAGUACAAUGAAAAAUAUUAAUAAAUCUGAUGAAAGACGAUGCAUCGAUAAAUAUAAUAAUAAUAGUAAUAACAAUCGUGGAAAUAAUAUUAGUUGCAAUCAUACUGUAAAGGAAAAUAUGAAUUGUUUUAAUGACAUGAAUACUGAUAAUAAUAAUCCAAUGAAAAAAACUUUUCCUUUUGUAAAUCCUAUGUUAUUACGAGAUAAUGAAAAUAAAUCUAAUAAUACAAAAAUCGAAUUAGAAAAUACUGACAUUUUAUUUCAAAAGAAUGAUAUAUUUAAAAGUCAGCUUGGAAAAUAUAAAGACUAUAUUGCAAUGAAAACGAGUAUUAUGCAAAAUAAAAAUUUAGUCGAAAAUAUGUCAUAUGAAAACGGAAACAAUAAUAGCAUUUCUUUUGGAGAAAAUAAUAUAAUGUUUAAUAAUUUUCAAAAUAUCAACCAAAAUAAUAUAGAUCCAAAUUUUACCGGCUAUAACAAUUAUAAUCGAAUAAACAACGGAAGUAUUAUUAUGUCUCCUCAUAAUAAUAAUAUAUGUUUUAAUCAAGAAAAAAUUAUUAAAAUGCAUGGUACAAACAAAUUAAAUAACAUUGCAAACACUUCUGAUAAUAAUGUUUCUACUACUUCUAGUGGCGCUGCAAAUAUUAACAAUUAUUUUGGAGAUGCCUCAAAUAAAAACAAUAAGCAAACUUAUUUGAGAAAUAUCAUAGAUGAUAAAAUGACACAAUUUCUUAUUAAUAAUAAAAGAGAAAAUGUCACGGAAAAAAUUGAAAUUUCCAAUCGCAUGAAUUCUGCAAUAGCUGAUAGCAUUUUGAUGUGCAUGUUGCCAAACAAUAACUCAGACAACAAGAAUUAUGCCAAUGGAUGCAAUAGUAGAAUAAUGGAACGAAACGAUUUAAACAAAAGUAUUGAUAUCAAGGGGGACCAUACUACUUGUUCUAAUGGAAAUACCAAUGAUAUUAGUAAUACUCAUACUUUCAACAAUGAUCGUAAUUAUAAUAAUAUUAAUCGUAAUGAUAAUAAUAGAGUUGAUGUUGAAAAUAUUAAUGGCAAUUUAAACAUAAACGAGGGAAGUGUUCAUUAUAAUAUGAGAAAUUGUAAUUAUUUAAACGAAAAUGGUAGUAUUAUCUCAAACAGCCCAAGAUACAGAAAUUAUAAUGGUGAUAAUAACAUGCUGAAAUUGUUGGGUAAAGGGAAUGGUAAUUACAUUGGCAGUCGAAAUAAUUUGAAUCCAAACAAUCUUAAUUUGAAUGGAAAUAAUUAUAAUAUUACUGACAGGAAUAAAAUCGGAAAUACAAAAAGAGGUCAAACUGUUAAUAAAAUAAAUACUACAUAUUUAAAAGCUACAACUGAUUGCAUUCAUAUGCAUAAUAGUAACAAUUUUGAUAUUAAAAAUUGCAUGUGUAAAGACGUGGAAAAUAAUAUAUAUAAUGAGACAAAACUAAAAAGUAUAUAUAGCUAUACUACUACUACUACUACUACUAAUAAUAAUAAUAAUAAUAAUAAUAAUAAUAAUAACAAUUACACCUCGUUACAAAAUUUUAGUAAUUAUCAAAAUACAAUGAACAUCGAAACAAAUAAAAAUAAGUAUAACAAUUCUAUAAGAAAUAUAAUGGAAGAAACAAAUAUGAUCAAUAAUAAUGAAUGUCUAAUUAAGGACAAUGCAGCUAAUAAUCGAAAUGCUAUCAUCGACUAUAAUUCUAAUAAUAAUAUAAAUUUAAUAAAUGGAAGUAGCGAAAACAUGAAUCUCGUUUCUCACAACAAUAAUAAUAGUGGUGGCAAUAAUGCUAUUAUUAAUCCUUUAAAAAUAAUAGACUAUAACCAUUGUGGUAAAAGCACAUCUACUAGAUGUAUAUCUGAUGAAUCUAUAAUUGAUUCACAUAAUAUAAACAAUAUGCAUCUCAAUUUGAAAUCGUAUGGCAAUUUUUCUAAUUAUAUAUCUAAUUCAAAAAUAAAUGACAACAAUAAUAAUAACACUAUGAAAUAUAAAACAAAUAACUCUGAUGAAAAUUGUAUUAAUAAUGGAAUGAUGGAUAUAUAUAAAAAUUAUGAUAAAAUCAAAUUUAAUAUGAAGCCCAAUCCAAUAUACACGAAUAACGGGAAAAAUAUGGAUAAACAACAACUAUCCCAAAGAUAUAAACCACCAUAUAUUACUAACAACAAUAAUAAUGUCGGACGAGAUAAUAUUAUUAGAAAAGAAAAUAAAGGAAUAAUGAUACAUGAUGAUAAAGAUAAGUUUUCUAAAGGAGGAAACAAUAGAUAUUUUGGAGAUAAAACAAAUAAUUUCAAUAAUAAAAAUAAUAAUAACAAUACUAAAAAUAAUUACUUAUCUAAAGAUUCAAUGUUAUCAGACAACUUUCUUGUAAUUAAAAAAUACACAGCAAAAUAUGAAGUACAAAUUGAUCCAUUUAAUGGUUUUGAUAUAGCUAAAAGAAUAAUAGGAUUAAAAGGAACUAACAUGAAAAAAAUAUGUGUAGGCACUGAUUGUAAAUUAAGAUUAAGAGGUCGAGGUUCUGGAUAUUUAGAAGGAGAAGAAAAAAAAGAGGCAAAUGAAUCACUACAUUUAUGUGUUUCUUGUCAAAAAUAUGAUCAUUAUAUAUUAGCAAAAAAAUUAAUAGAACAAUUACUAGAAAAAAUAUAUAUGGAUUAUGACACAUGGCUUUAUAACCAUGGAAAAUCAUAUGCAAAUUUAAAGCCAAAGAUUUAUGAAAAAUUUAUCCCGCUUUUUAAAUUUCAGCAAAAUGUGAACCAACGAUAA
Messenger RNA from Plasmodium berghei ANKA, 5793 nucleotides. Its product is annotated as conserved protein, unknown function. Lineage: Eukaryota; Apicomplexa; Aconoidasida; Haemosporida; Plasmodiidae. The coding region runs from base 1 to 5793 and encodes 1930 amino acids. The transcript has a single exon. The record is from RefSeq and is a predicted model, not a curated record. Gene Ontology annotation, molecular function: RNA binding. Gene Ontology annotation, cellular component: nucleus.